AUGGCUGAGACGCUUAAACAUUUAUGUUCCUACAUUAUUCGAGAUGAUUUUGGUCCAGUAGUAGAGCAAGUUGCAAAAGCACUUUUAGAAAAAGGACGGCUAACUCUACAAUCAAUCUCCACUCACUCAAAGCUUACUAUCUCAAAAACACGUGAAUGUAUUUUUGUCUUGAUUCAACAUAAUUUAGUUUACUGGGCAGAGUCAAGAGAGGGUGAGAAAAUUUUUGUUUACUAUUCAAUUGAAAAAAAUGAAAUUAUAUCAAGAUUGAAUUUUGGAAUUUAUUUAAAGAAUGCUAAUGAAUGGGUUGGACAUCGUGAAAAUAAAAGUGCUGAUAACACAUUAGAUGAAAAUCAAUAUUAUCGUCUGAAUUAUGAAAAGCUCAAUGUCAAAUUAAGGAAUAUGCGAAUAGAAUUAUUUGUCAAAAUACGUGUUAAUUCUUUUGCAAGUCUAAUAACAAAAAUAUUACUCGAUAUAGCAAAUGAACAUAGACUAAACGAAGUUGAAUCACGUCCAAUCUCGCUACAAAGAAUCCACAAAUCUUUCCCAGUCGAAAAAUUAGAUUCGAUGUGUCAACAUAUGAAGAUUGAUAGACAGAAAUCAACGAAUCGUGAACUUAACGCUUAUAACUACAAUAAUUUCACAAAUGACUUGAACAAUAAGGCAGUAAAGCCCGAAAAAAAACCAAAUGUUAAAAUAUCAGAGAAUAUAACAGAUUAUGUUGUUUGCUACUGUGGUAAUAAACCAGAUAGACGCGUAACAAAAAGUGAUAAACAUAAAGGUUGGGAGUAUCUUGUAUGUAAAUUUAAUACUAAAACUCCAAGGAAUCCGUUUUGCAAGUUCUUUGUAUGGGCUCAUCAAGAACAAAUAAGAUUAGAGAUGUUUGGAUUUAUUGACAAAAUCACUUUGAAAAUCAAAUUAAUUACACUUGAAGAAAAAAAUCACGAGCUAGAGGAAAGAAAUCGCGAGCUAGAGGAAAAAAAACGCGAAUUAGAGGAAGAAUUGGAAAAUAAAGAAGAACUGGGUGAAAGACAUAAAGAAUUGGAAGAAAAAGUUAAAGAAAUGGAAAAAGAGAAUCAAGAAAUGGAAGAAAAAGUUAAAGAAAUGGAAAAUGAGAAUCAAGAAAUGGAAGAAAAAAAUAGGCUUUUAGAAAAAAGAAAUCAUGAGUUGGAGAAUAAAAUUAAUGAUUUAGAAGAAAAAAAUAAAACUGAACAAAAUGAAUUAACAAAUGAUCUAAAUUCUUUGGUAACAAUUAAUGAACAAAUAGAGGAAGAAUUACUCGAAGAAAAAGAUCGUAACGAAGAGUUGAUGGAGGAAAUCGCAAAAUUAAAAGAAUUAUUACAAAAAGCCUAA
Molecule: messenger RNA, 1350 nt
Organism: Entrophospora sp. SA101
Lineage: Eukaryota; Fungi; Glomeromycota; Glomeromycetes; Entrophosporales; Entrophosporaceae
Source: the annotation of a GenBank genome assembly